AUGAACACUAUCUCUACUGCCACUGUACUUCCUUGUACACCUACAGAUGUGAAUGGGUUCCUUAGUGUUGUAUUCAUUGGUCCCGAGAAAUUUGAUCCCAACUGUAUGGGUACCCUUUUCCAUGUCCAGAAGGCAAACAUUUGGGCCUUUCUUGUUUGGCUGUGCCAUCACAACCACCUUUAUGCAAACAUUCCUCUGGAUUCCGCCAUUACAGAUCUCUAUCCCUCAGAUGGACCCUUGCCUGGACUUAGUGAGCAUGUUUUUGAAGACAACGAGCUCAACGCUGAUCUUGUGUUUGGUCUGGAAACAGCUGUAUUCAGCAAACAUCCAGCUGCCCUGGUGACUGAAAGUGAAGCACCUAGUGUCACCGAGUCACUCAUAUUAGAGAAGAUGGAUGUGUCUGAUCCUGAGAGUAUGAAAGUGUCUGGAUGCAGUUUUGUGGCAUUGGCCAUUCAUAAUCUUCUCCCAAAAGAUGACCUGACCUUGUCAUUCACCAUGGUGGGCAACCCAUUACCGAGUACAACAAUUCCAAUUUUUUUCCAGGUCUAUUCCUCACCCUAUUUCCUUACAGCCUAG
Messenger RNA from Suillus bovinus, 576 nucleotides. RefSeq lists its product as uncharacterized. The coding region runs from base 1 to 576 and encodes 191 amino acids. The record is from RefSeq and is a predicted model, not a curated record. The transcript has a single exon. Lineage: Eukaryota; Fungi; Basidiomycota; Agaricomycetes; Boletales; Suillaceae.